This is a messenger RNA of Didymodactylos carnosus, 471 nucleotides long. The record is from the annotation of a GenBank genome assembly. Lineage: Eukaryota; Metazoa; Rotifera; Eurotatoria; Philodinida; Philodinidae.
AUGAUUACCCUCGGCACCCUCACGCUCCUUCAACACCCUGAUCAACUCAACCAGCUCCGCCAAGAUCCAUCUCUCAUCAAAGGUGCAGUAGAGGAAAUACUACGUUAUCUCACGGGUUCACAGUUUGCCACUCGUCGAGUAGCCAUAGAGGAUGUGGAAGUCGGAGGUCAGACAAUCAAGAAGGGCGAAGGCGUCUGGGCUUUGAAUGCGUCAGCCAACGAGGACGAGUCUGUCUUCAAGGAUCCAACUCGCUUCGACAUCCACCGUGCACCAAAUCCUCAUCUUGCCUUCGGCGAUGGUAUUCAUCAAUGCGUUGCGGAGCAUUUAGCACGCGCUGAGAUUCAAAUUGCCAUUGCUACUCUCAUCCGUCGUUUGCCCAAUCUCCAGCUGGCUGUUCCAGAUGACAAAGUGAACUACGUCACAGAUCAUACACGCGAUUUUGGUGUCACGACACUGCCCGUAAAAUGGUGA